AUGCCCAACACGAGGGACCGCAAGGUCUUGAGGACCGACGAUGUGGUAAACCUCAAGGAGGAAGAGAAGAGAAAACUGCUCGCGGAACACCUCCCAGACGGUCCGCCCGAAGACACGCAACGCGAGUGGCGCGACGAUGACAUCCCCCCCAAGGGCAGGUUUGGCCUGCGCCGCGCCCUUCGUUCGAAGCUGCAUCUCGCCGUUUACAUGAUCCUGCACGCCUUCUUCUCCCUGUACAUCAGGAUACGACAGGCAUGGCACCUGGUGUGCUACCACGUAUCCUCCAUCUUGUUCUACCACCACCGGACACCGGAAUACAUUGAGCGAGACGUCGUUGCCUUGAAGAGGAAGCCGAAGCACCUUAGUGUCAUCUUGAAGCGGGAAGCGGGCGGCAGACACGGCGCUGAGCUGGAGAGACUGGUUGCCGAGGCGGCCGAGGUUGCCGUGUGGUGCGUCUGCGCAAAGAUUCCCGUCUUGACGGUGUACGAGCGAACAGGCCUCCUCAAGCACUACCUUCCUCACCUCCAGCAGUCCAUCAUUCAGAAGUCUCGAUCCUAUUUCGGCAGACACCAGCCGGCCCUUACCGUGGCCAUGCCCCACGCCGACGAGGUUCUCGAAUCCCCAGCCCACGGUGACUUCGUGCGCGAUGAUCCCCGUCACCUCAAGGUUCUCUUCAUCUCCGCCGAAGACGGCCGGGACUCCAUGGUCGAUCUCACCCGCACCCUGGCCGAGAUGUCCCAGAAGGGCAAGCUUCACCCUCGUGACAUCAGCACUGAUCUGAUUGAUGCGGAGCUGUCCGAAGGCAUCAUGCCUGAGCCCGACUUGCUCAUCUCCUUCGCUCCCUACGUCGAUCUGGAUGGCUACCCGCCCUGGCCUAUCCGGCUGACCGAGAUCUUCUGCCUGCCGGACAACCAGGGCGUCGGCUACCAGGUCUUUUUGAGAGCGCUAAACAACUACGCCAGUGCGCAGUUCCGCAAAGGCAAAUAA
This is a messenger RNA of Colletotrichum higginsianum IMI 349063, 987 nucleotides long. RefSeq names its product Di-trans,poly-cis-decaprenylcistransferase. Gene Ontology annotation, cellular component: dehydrodolichyl diphosphate synthase complex; endoplasmic reticulum membrane. The record is from RefSeq and is a predicted model, not a curated record. Lineage: Eukaryota; Fungi; Ascomycota; Sordariomycetes; Glomerellales; Glomerellaceae. Gene Ontology annotation, molecular function: ditrans,polycis-polyprenyl diphosphate synthase [(2E,6E)-farnesyl diphosphate specific] activity. Bases 1 to 987 code for a protein of 328 amino acids. The transcript has 3 exons.